CGCAGUGCGCCGCGAGUCGCCCGUGGCGGCCAUGUCCUUCUGCGCCUUCUUCGGCGGGGAGCCGUUCCGGAGCCACUUCGAGCCCGGGAUUUACAUCUGUUCCAAAUGCGGUUAUGAGCUGUUCUCCAGCAGAGCAAAAUACCAGCACUCGUCUCCUUGGCCGGCCUUCACUGAAACCGUGCAUGCCGACAGUGUGGCCAAGUACGAAGAGCGGCCGGGCGCCUUGAAGGUGUCCUGUGGCAAAUGCGGCAAUGGACUGGGCCAUGAGUUCCUCAACGACGGGCUGAAGAGGGGGCAGUCUCGCUUCUGAAUAUUCAGUAGCUCGCUGAAGUUCAUCCCUGCAGACAAAGCAGAGCAGGAUCUGAAGAAGUAAGCGGGCUGCUGGACUCACUCGCUGCUUAUAGUGGACUCCUACAAGCUACCCAUUAUUUCCUGUGAUAACGGUUUGAGAUCAAGUGCCUGUGUGCUCUAAAUGAGAAUCUAGUGAAGCAAAGAUCCUCCAGGCUUCUGCAAUACAAUGCCUCCCGUCAGAGAUCUGCGCUGGGUGCUGGUUUGCUGUCUGGGAACAUGAGGUUGGGGGAGCAGAAGGGAAAUGGGACACUAAUCUCUGGUUGCCUUUGCUCUGUCAGGUGGGUUCUCUCUUCUGUAUAGCGAAUGUUGCACAGAACACGUGACAACUUCUGCUUUGAACCAUCCGGUUGCAAACUUGUACAUAGUUAGGACCCUACCAAAUUUACGGUCCAUUUUGGUCAAUUUCACGGUUAUAGGGUUUAAAAAAUGGUAAAUUUCAUGAUUUCAGAUACUUAAAUCUGAAAGGUCAUGGUGGUGUGACUGUAGGGGUCCUGACCCAAAAGAGGGUUGACGGGGGUCACAAGGUUAUUGUAGGGGGAGGGUCAUGGUAUUGCCACCCUUGCUUCUGUCCUGCUGCUGGUGAUAGCACUGCCUACAGAGCUAGGUGGCCGGAGGGUGGCAACUGCUGGCCGGGAGCCCGGCUCUGAAGGCAGCGCCGCUGUCAGCAGCAGCGCAGAAGUCAGGACGACGUGGUAUGGGAUCGCCACCCUGACUUCUGCCCUGCUGCCUGCAGAGCUGGGCAUUUGGCCGGCAGCUGCUGCUGUCUGGCAUUGCAGAAGUAAGGGUGGCAAAUACUGUGAUCCCCCUACAAUAACCCCGCGACCUCCAGCCCCCCUUUUGGAUCGGGAUCCCCAAUUUGAGAAACGCUGGUCUGCCCCGUGAAAUCUGUAUAAUACAGGGUAAAAGUACACAAAACACCAAAUUUCACGAGGGAGACCAGAUUUCACGGUCCGUGACUUGUCCCUUAAACAUAGUGAAUGGGGAGGAAGCAAAUGCUGUAACUCCUUCUCAUCCAUCAGACCCGACCCCCAGCUCUCCCAUGUCCCAAAACAUCCCAGCCUCUGGCCAGUACCAGCUACUGAAUUCCUUCUCUCCUGUCCAUUAUAAGUAGCGUGUAUGAUGGGUGAAAUCCUGGCCCUAUUGAUGUCAAUAGGAGUUUUGCCAUUGUCUUCAAAGGAGCCAACAUUUCACCCUUUAUUUCCAGAAUGGGUGGAGAUUCUGAUCUCUUAUGCCCAUGUAAAUCCUGAGUUACUCCAUUGAAAUCAUUAGGGAGUGACGCUGGAUUUAACUGAGAUUCAGAUCUGGCCCCAUUCUCACAUGCUAUUUUCUGGUCUGGGAUCAUGGUAUGAAUUGCCCUAGGUAAACCCUUCCAGGAUGGUUAGGGUAAGGAUGUUUGGAUGAUCCUACCAGAUAAUGCUCUGGGAAUUUUAUCAGUUUUGCACACAAUAGAAAUAAUUUUAGAAGUUGAUUUUAUUUUAUUCUGCAUUGGGCCUGAUUCUGGUCUCGCUGUGUGCUCGUUUUAUUACUGUAUGACUCCACUGGCCUUAGCAGAGUUAUUCUCGAUGUACAUCGGAGUAAGGGAGCUCAGAAUCGGGCCCUUUCAGCAGCAACUUGCCUAACUCAGGCUUUGGAAAUUGUGAAUGAAUUACCUCUAGAUACUAAAGGGCUAUUAUACUGAUUUCCCCUUGAAAUAGCACCUCCUCCUCCCCUUCACCACACUGCCCACAGCUCCGUUCAAUCCCUAGAUCCUCGUUUGUACUUUGAUCAGUCCACAGGGACACCAGUACAAAUGCACGAUGGGAUUGCUUUCUCCUCCGUGAGUCUCUUUGGCUGACUCCUUGGCGGGGCUCCAUUCUGCUCUGUUACUUUAGUGUAACCCUGGAGUAACUCCGUAGGUGGCGGUGGAUUUAUGCCACAUUAAGGUCCUGAUCCUGCUGCCACUGAAGUGGGUGGCAAAACUUCCACUGGCUUCGGUGAUGUAGGAUCACCACUGACCCUAAGUGAGAUCAGAAUCUGCCGCCAGCUGGACUGGUGCAGCUCCAAGUGCCAUCUUGAACCUGUAUACGUGACUGCAGGAAGACCCCCUUUAACCAUGGUAGCCCUCUUAUGGCUCAGAGGUUGGAGGUGCACAGUAUUAUGAUGAACUACAGCGCAAUGGGGAAUUGGGUCUACCUGCAGUGGGCAGAGGGCUAAGGCACACUGAUGGCAGUAUUACGGUUCAUCUGCACUGAGGGGCACUUUACAAGCUUUUCUCUGCCUGCAUUUUGCCUGCUGAGGUGUAGCCCAAGGGAGGUGACAGGGACACAGUACAAAGAACGUGACAUCCCCACUUAGCACUGGGCCUCUGCUGGUGCUUUUGUAUCUGCCGCUGUAAUUGUCGACCUGAUAAUAAACCACUGAUUCAUUGUC
Molecule: messenger RNA, 2760 nt
Organism: Caretta caretta (loggerhead turtle)
Lineage: Eukaryota; Metazoa; Chordata; Testudines; Cheloniidae
Gene: MSRB1
Product: methionine sulfoxide reductase B1
Biological process (GO): protein repair
Cellular component (GO): nucleus
Molecular function (GO): peptide-methionine (R)-S-oxide reductase activity
Source: RefSeq, a predicted model, not a curated record